This is a messenger RNA of Fraxinus pennsylvanica, 897 nucleotides long. The record is from the annotation of a GenBank genome assembly. Lineage: Eukaryota; Viridiplantae; Streptophyta; Magnoliopsida; Lamiales; Oleaceae.
AUGGGAAAAACAGGCAGAGACUGGAUGCAGAUCUAUGCGAUCUAUGGAGUAGAUGAUUGGCAGACGCCAUUGUUUCUCCUUAUUAAUGCUAUAGGCUUUUCGAUUCUUUCAGUCAUCUUCCUUCUUUACUUUGAACCCAUUUGCCAUCUUUUCCACCACUUUCUCCCUGGCCCAGGAUUGGCUCGCUUUGCCGCGGGGUUUAGUGGAUCAGUCACAGCUCUCUCCGCCGUCUGUCUCUUCUUCGCCGCCGCCAAUUUCUUUUACUCAGCCGUCUCCCUCCACUGGGAAAUGUCCCAGAGUAUAGUUUCCUCCAUCCCUGACUGGUCCUCCGUCAAGCACGCACUCGACCUCGGCUGCGGACGCGGCAUCCUCCUCAACGCCGUCGCUUUACAGCUCAAGAAAUCUGGUUCUUCCGGCCGGGUUGUUGGGCUCAAUCCGACCCAGAAUAGAAGGAAUCAAUUUCCCAACCCGACCACCACACUCCGAACCGCCACCCUCGAGGGCGUCCAGGAGUACGUCACGUGCCGGCCAGGUGACCCAAGAACUCUUCCCUUCAGUGACAACUACUUUGACGUGGUGGUGUCAGCCGCGUUCGUGCAUACAGUAGGAAAAGAGUUCGGACCCAAAUCCGCCGCUGCCGCAGCGGAGCGGAUGCGCGUGUUGGCUGAGGUGGCACGUGUGUUGAAACCCGGCGGUGUCGCAGUGAUUUGGGACAUAGUGUACGUGCCAGAGUAUGUGCAGAGACUACACGAAUGGAAGAUGGAGGAGAUUCGGGUGUCGGAGCGCGUGACGGCGUUUAUGGUCAGCAGCCACAUCGUAUCAUUUAGGAAGCCACGUCAGCAUUUUGUGGGGUCCAAUGAAGUCAGAUUGGAUUGGAGAUUCAACAUUCUCUGUUGA